UUAGUCACUAUUCUGCAAAUUAACAACAUCCUUCAAUUCCUCUAAAUCAAUCUCUAAAAACAUAAUAAUUAUCCUUUAAAUCAAUCUCUAAAAACAUAAUAAUUAAUGGAUCCAGAAACCCAGCACUUAACCACCUCUAGUGCCACUUCCUCCUUCCUCAACACAUGUUUCAAUGGUCUCAAUGCUCUAUCAGGUGUCGGGAUUAUAACGGUUCCAUAUGCGUUGGCGGCAGGAGGGUGGUUGAGCUUGCUACUGCUUUUCACAAUAGCCAUCUCAACAUUCUACACCGGUUUACUUAUUAAAAGAUGUAUGGAUACUGAUCCUACAAUAAGAAGUUAUCCGGACAUUGGAGAUCGUGCAUUUGGUAAAACCGGUAGGAUCAUCGUAUUAAUCCUCAUUAACAUGGAGCUUUAUUUAGUUGCUACUGGUUUUUUAAUCAUGGAAGGUGAUAAUUUAAGCAAUAUGUUUCCACAAAUGGACUUUGAUAUUUUGGGGGUUCAUGUAAGUAGCAAGAAAAGCUUUGUUAUAAUCGUUGCGGCCAUCAUUCUCCCCACUACUUGGUUGAAUAACAUGCGACUUCUUUCGUAUAUAUCAGCAAGUGGUGUCCUAGCAUCUUUGAUCGUGUUAGGCUCAGUCUUGUGGGUUGGUGUGUUUGAUGGCGUCGGGUUGCAGGAAAAGGGUAGAUUAGUAUCUUGGAACGGGAUGCCUUCGGCUAUUAGUUUGUAUGCUUUCUGCUAUGGUGUGCAUCCGGUCCUCCCUACUUUGUAUACUUCCAUGAGGAACAAACAUCAGUUCUCAAAGGUGUUGCUACUAUGUUUUGUUUUCAGCACAGUUACUUACUCUUCAAUGGCAGUUAUUGGUUACCUCAUGUUUGGUUCAAAGGUAGAGUCACAAAUUACCUUAAGCCUUCCUACCGACAAAACAAGCUCACGGGUGGCAAUAUUCACCACCCUGGUGACUCCUAUACUUAAAUAUGCACUACUGGUGACACCAAUUGUCGACUCAAUCAAAGAACGAUUGCUAUAUUCUUUCAAUACAAAAAAGUAUAGCCUCUUGAUCAAAACAUCACUCGUAAUAACCACGGUAGUUGUAGCCAUAGCACUUCCUUUCUUUGGGGAUUUGAUGUCACUUGUGGGGGCGCUUUUAAUUGUCGCAGCAUCGUCUAUAUUGCCAUCGUUGUGUUACUUGAAGAUUUCAGGCACUUACAAGAUAUUUGGACUUGAGUUGGUGCUUAUUGGAUUCAUUGUGCUCAUUGGGAUUUUGGUUGCAAUUAUGGGUACUUACACAGCAUUGGCAGAUAUACUAAGGAAACUGUAAGCUAGAAAUUACUAAUUGUGAAACUAGAGAGCAUUGAGAAUCUUUGUAGUUAGAAUUCAGGUUUGUAGGUUAUGUGUAAUGCAUCCCAUUCUUUUGAGAACUAUGAGUUAACAUGGAUUAGUUGCGAAAAAAGUUUAACAUCUUUUAUUAUACUCACAAUGUUACUAC
This is a messenger RNA of Helianthus annuus (common sunflower), 1485 nucleotides long. Its product is annotated as amino acid transporter AVT1I. The coding region runs from base 106 to 1317 and encodes 403 amino acids. Gene Ontology annotation, cellular component: plasma membrane. NCBI's taxonomy places the organism in Eukaryota, Viridiplantae, Streptophyta, Magnoliopsida, Asterales, Asteraceae. The record is from RefSeq and is a predicted model, not a curated record. The transcript is spliced from 3 exons.